GGUACCGCGGGCCGCGGGUCCGGGUACGUAGGCCCUCUUUCGCGGCCUGCCGAGCAUAAUAUACCUCGUUUCCCGGCAAAAUGAUCCGUGCAAAGACGAGUGCAAAAUUUGUUGUUGUUGUACGCCUCGAUGGAAAUGAUCUCGACUCCAGCCCAAGCUCUGAGUUGUGGUUUGAUUCGACGAAUAUUUGCCGUAGUUGUUGAAGGAUCGCGGAGCUCCGGAGCCACAAUGACGGAUACCCAGAAGAUGAUGUCGGAGGCACGGCGAGUGUCGGAAGAUCAGCCACCUGCAUACAUCGACACCUUGCAUCGCGGCGACUCCUCAGCCAACAUGCCCAACUCCAAGACAGCAUACCCAACUCAGCCCGGCGUGGCGUCCACACCCGCUCCGGAGCUCAUAUUUCUCGCGCGGCAGGAGGAGAUGAAGUACUCCAAGACGAAUUUAACAUACACUCGAUGGGUUCUGGUGUUUCCACUUUGGCUGAACAUAUUCUUCUGCGGUAUCAACGCCAUCAUUCCCGGUCUCGGAAUGUUGGUGGCGUGUUUUUUCACCUGCCUUGGCCACACCGUUGUACGCGGUGACAGCAGACUGAAGAUUAUGCUGGUGAACUUCGCUCUUGGUCUUGUGUCGCUCAUCACACUCUUUAUCGGUAUCGGCUACAUGCUCGCGUUUGCUUGGUGCGCCGCCAGCGUUGGUGUCAACCGUGUUUAUUACAACCAGCCGAUCGAAGAGCAUGAAAUCCGUGAUGUUCCCGGAGUCGAACAUCCCGCUGAUGCAACGGAUGAUGCCCAGGCGGUUGUGUGAGACUUCUAGCUGCACUGUGGUGGAUGGCUGCGUCUCUGCUAGAGGUCUUGUACUCGCAAGUUAUGACGGAAGAACACCAGCCUCUCUUUGACACUGUCGACGGGGCCGCUCUAGAAAAAUGGCCGCUGGUGGCAGUGUGUUGGUGACAGCACGUUUCUCUAUCGCACGUGUCGCUGAGACCAUGCCAACGGCUGCUGAACACAAUGUGAAGUCCGUCGUGUCUGCACGGCUUUGAUCCUAGUUCAAAGUCAGUGGCGUUUCCUCGACUUGGCAUUGCUUUGCUGAGCAUCCGCCGCCUGUGUAUUAGCAAUACCCACUGUACUCCCUCUCAUGCAGUUCAACUGUUUUCUUGUCGUUACCGGUCCUGUAGGUGUAUUUCUGACUUUAGUUCAUGUGUGUGUGUGUGUGUGUAUGUACCGAUAGAUGCCAUUUUUUGUUUUCUAGAUAGAUACGCCGGAGUGAGCGCGUCCCUGUCGUACGGCAGACGGGCGUCAUGGCGACCUAGGUGCUUCCCCCUUUACCUGAUGGUCUUCCCUCUCGUCUUUCUGGCGGUGCCUCGAAUAGUUCACGGCCGUUUGCGUUCCUCGUCGGUGCGUACGUGCCGAAUGUUGUGCCGUCCUGCGUCGCGCGUAGAGCACCUCGCCCCCCGUGAGAGCCGUAUCCGCACGAGUACCGGCAUCUGACAGGUGACACGGCUGCCAAAAGCCGUGUCCGCUUUCGACCUGUGCCGCGCUCUCUUCCUGUCCCAGUGUAGCACCAGUAGCCACUACUAACAUGAUCACAU
This is a messenger RNA of Sycon ciliatum, 1588 nucleotides long. RefSeq lists its product as uncharacterized. Bases 130 to 804 code for a protein of 224 amino acids. The transcript is spliced from 4 exons. Lineage: Eukaryota; Metazoa; Porifera; Calcarea; Leucosolenida; Sycettidae. The record is from RefSeq and is a predicted model, not a curated record.